Molecule: messenger RNA, 2766 nt
Organism: Diceros bicornis minor
Lineage: Eukaryota; Metazoa; Chordata; Mammalia; Perissodactyla; Rhinocerotidae
Gene: FAM234A
Product: family with sequence similarity 234 member A
Exons: 12
Coding region: 173-1831 (552 amino acids)
Molecular function (GO): protein binding
Source: RefSeq, a predicted model, not a curated record
UCAUUUCAGAAGCUCAGAAUUGAUAGGAGAAAAUACCAGUCAAUGACUGACUGAAAAUCCUGUGAAUCCAUUUCCAAUUUCUGUCCUCAAGACCACCAGCUUGUCAGAAGUGACAGAAAAUCACAUUGGAUGCAUGUGAGUGACCGGAGUUCAACUUGGGGAUGUGCGCACGAUGACGGACAGCAAGGACUUAGAAGCCGAAAUCCACCCCCUGAAGAAUGAAGACAGGAAACUGCAGGAGGAUCUGGAGAAGCGAGCGAAGAAGGCAGACGUCCUGACCAGCAGGCCGCCGUGGUCCCGCCUCUCCCGCUGCCGGGCAGUGGCGUUCUUCCUCUCGCUGUUUCUCUGCCUCCUGGUGGUGUUUGUGGUUUCCUUCAUCAUCCCGUGUCCCGACCGGCCAGCGUCCCAGGGCAUGUGGAGCGUCCAUUACAACACGGCAGUCACGUACGACUUUCUGGCUACAGAAGACGUAAACAGGGACAGGAUCCAAGAUGUUCUCUUUCUUUAUAAAAAUACCAACAGCAGCAACAAUUUCAACCGAUCCUGUGCUGACGAAGGCUUUUCCUCUCCCUGCACCGUUGUGGCUGCUGUGUCAGGGGCCAACGGCAGUGUGCUCUGGGAGAGGCCCGCAGCCCAGGACGGGGCUCUCGUGGAGUGCGCCAUCCCCCAGCCAAGGGACAGCGGGGCAUCUUCUGCCUGCAUCUUCGUGGGCAGACCCGGUUCUCUCGUCGCAGUCGACUCAUUCACAGGCGAAACGCUGUGGAGCCAUCCCAGCAGUUUGGGAGGGAAUGCUUCCAUCCUGAGCCCUCUGCUCCGGGUGCCUGACGUCGAUGCUGACGGUGUCCCAGACUUGCUGGUCCUCACCCAGGAGAGAGGGGAGGUUAAUGGCUACAUCUAUUCAGGCAGCACUGGGCACCAGAUCGGCCACCGAGGCAGCCUCGGUGUGGACGGGACCAGCGGCUCCCUGCUCCACGUCACCAGGGCAGGUGCCCACUACGUCCUUCUCCCCUGCGCAAGUUCCCUCUGUGGCUGCUCUGUGAAGGGCCUCUACGAGAAGGUGACCGGGAGAGACAGCCCACUUAAGACAGACCCCCUCUGGGAGGACAGGCUCAAUGCCACCGCCCACAGGCUGCUUUUGCACAGCUCGGGAGCCCUCCGCUACCUGAUGAAGGUCCCGGGGAAGGCGGGCGAGGACCUCCUCCUGGUGAGUUCAGAGGCCUGUGAGCUGCUGGACGGGCAGGACCUGGCCCCCAGGUGGACGCUCAGCGCAGCCCUGGUCCUGAGAAAACCCACCCUCGGCCACUACAAGCCUGACACCUUGGCCGUGGUCAUUGAAAAUGGAACCGGCAUUGACAGACAGAUCCUGCUCCUGGAACUCAGCACCGGGGCCAUCCUGUGGAGCCAAGCCCUCCCAGGCCUCCCUGGGGACCCACAGUCCGCCAGCCUGCCCACUGCAGACCACCGCUCGGCCUUCUUCUUCUGGGGCCUCCAUGAGCUGACUGGCACCAACCAGAUGAUGCCCAGGGAUGCCCAGCACAGCUUGUACAUGUUCCACCCCACCCUGCCCAGCAUCCUGCUGGAGCUGGCCAAUGUCUCCGCCAACAUCGUCACCUUCCACGUGGCCCUGUUUGAGCCCAGCCGCCAUGCUGCCUGCCUCCUGCUGAUGGGCCCGGCCAGCCCGGACGCCCCCGGCCUGGUGUCUGUGGCCAAGCACAAUGUGCGAGACCUCAUCCCAAGCAGCAGGGUGGUCCGCCUGGCCGAGGGCGGGCCCGACAGUGACCAGGCCGUCAGGGACCGGUUCUCCCGCCUGCGGUACCGGAGCGAGGCCUAGCCCACAGAGCACGCAGGAGAGCCUCCAGCUGCUGGAGCUAAACGCCCCAGGACGUCGGCCCUUCCUGCACUGUCUGCACGCCCACUCGCCCACUCCUGACCCCGGCGAUGCCUCCACUGGGCCCUCGUCAUACCAGGGCCGAGCAUGGUGCGGGGACACCAGGCCUCUCCCCUCUCCUGCCUAGCACGCAUGAGAACAUGGGGCCUCCGUCUGUGCUCCACUGGGCUCAUGCUCAAGGCCAGCUGCCUUCACGGUGGUGUCCCCGGGCCACCUUGGGCCAAGCUCGGCCAUGCAGCACCCCACCUCCCUCAUCUACUGGCCGGAGAGGCCCCUGCUGUGCGAGAGCCCAGGUUCCAUCCUGCAGAGAUCUCCGGUCCCCUCAUCUGAGCUGUUCCUUCUCUGCGCUGUCCCCUGGGGUCACAGAGCUCAGAGGGUGGAGGGCCCUGGGGUGGCAAUUCCCUCCCCCGGCCUUUCGCACUGCCAGGAGGGGAAGACUCCAGCGUGGCUGCUGGUGACUUGCCCUCAAGAGUCCUGACAGCCUGCGGGCAGUGGGGCUCGGGAGGACAGGGCAGUGGGGCUUGUGAGGCCGCCGGCUGGUCAUGGAUGCCCCCAUGAGGGUUUGCACCCCCAAUCUGGCUCCCUGUGCUGUGAAUGUCCCGAGGAGGACGCACCCCCCGAUACACACUGGAGCUGCUUGUCUCUUGGGGCCCCUGCACCCCUGGGCGUGGCCAGCACCUCUCCUCCUCCCUGGUGCUCGGAUGCCCUGGCUGUCAGUGUCACCCGAUGCAGGACUCACCUCUGUGCCUUGUGGCGCCCCAGGCCCGCCCCGCCAUGGUGCUCUGUGCGGUCAGCCAUGCCCGGACGAAAAAAGCAGCCUGACGACCUGGGCACCGUGGGAAGAAACCAGAAUAAAGGUUUUUGCACUGUCUGAAAAA